AAAAAGGAGGAAUUCUACCCGGGAUCAAUGCAGAACUAAAGAUAAUCUGCCUUGCGCUGAAUACGUUGAACCAGGAGACUUGUAGUACUGAAAGAAGGUAGCCCGGCCGAUUGAGAGAUACGUUUGAUUCCAUAUAUUUACACGCGGAGUCCUCCCGCGGCAGGAGGAAGGUGGAGCACUACAUUUCCCAAAGCGCUUUGUAACGUGGCUUUUGCUCGCCUGCGCACUGGGGCACCUUACCGUCUGACCGGCCUGCAGGGAGCGUAGAUCCUCAAGUUUGGCUUUUGCAGUUCGAAUGCGAGCAGAUCAGGGUUUCAGGGCGCCCCACCCCAUUGCCAGCACUGGCCAUGAUCGAGUUUGUGCUUGCAGAUCUUGGAAAUUUGCUCCAGAUUACUGCGGUUUUCAAAGCAAGUCUCCGACUCAGGUGUUUGUUAGGUUCAACUCCAGCCAUGGUUUCCCAGUGGAGGUUGAUUCAGAUACCAGCAUCUUCCAGCUGAAGGAGGCGGUUGCUAAGCGACAGGGAGUUCCAGCUGACCAGUUACGUGUGAUUUUUGCAGGCAAGGAGCUCAGGAAUGACUUGACACUGAAGAACUGUGAUCUACCCCAGCAAAGUAUUGUUCAUAUUAUUCAGAAUCAGCAGAAGAGUAAGAAUGAAAACCCCAGGAUCCUCCUCUCAAACAAUGGAAGAGAACCGACAAGUCUUACUCGUGUGGAUCUUAGUACGAACCUUUUACCUUCUGACUCAUUGGGACUAGCUGUGAUUUUGGACAACAGAGUUCCUAUUUCAUCAGAAGCUGCUAAGUACAGCAGUUUUUAUGUUUUCUGCAAAAGCUUCUGCCAGGCCGUGAAACCUGGGAAACUCCGGGUUCGUUGCAAAACGUGCAAACAAGGGACACUGACUUUGGCACGGGAACCAUCUUGCUGGGAAGAUGUUUUGAUUCCAAACAGCAUCAGUGGUAUUUGUCAUUACCAAAACUGCAGUGGAGAAAUAGCGGAAUUCUAUUUUAAAUGUGGAGCACACCCAACCUCUGACAGUGAGACAUCUGUGCCGCUGAACCUCAUUACAACAAAUACUCGGUACAUCUCAUGUAUAACCUGUACAGAUGUUAGGAGUCCUGUGUUAGUCUUCCCAUGCAUUCAUCACCAUGUUAUUUGCCUGGAUUGUUUUCACCUCUACUGUGUGACUAUGUUGAACAAUCGCCAGUUUGUCCACGAUCCUAUCGUUGGGUAUUCAUUGCCAUGUGUGGCGGGCUGUCCAGAUUCCUUGAUUAAAGAGCUGCAUCAUUUCAGAAUUCUUGGAGAGGAGCAGUACAAUCGUUAUCAAUGCUAUGGCGCAGAAGAAUACGUUCUGCAGACGGGUGGUGUUUUGUGUCCCACUCCAGGAUGCGGAGCUGGCCUGCUUCCUGAAUCAGAAAUGAGGAAAAUAGUGUGUGAGCCAAGAAACGGACUGGGUUGUGGGUUUGUGUUCUGCCGUGAAUGUAAAGAAGAAUACCAUGAAGGGGAAUGCCAUAGCUUAUUCAAAAGUCCAGGAGCCACAGCUCAAAUGGGAUUUGAAAUUGAUGAACAUGCCGCCAUGAAAGCUCGUUGGGAAGAUGCAUCCAAAGAAACAAUAAAAAGAACAACAAAGCCAUGCCCUAAAUGCCAUGUUCCAGUAGAAAAGGACGGUGGAUGUAUGCAUAUGAAAUGUCCUCAAUCUCAGUGUAAAUUUGAAUGGUGUUGGAAAUGUAGCCUUGAAUGGAACAGAAUGUGCAUGGGAGAUCAUUGGUUUGACUGAUCCUUAAGGAAACCUAGAAACAACCAAUUGCUUCACAGGGAACUUCACAGUUACUUCCCACAAUAUCAGAUUCCAAAGUUUUUGUUCAAGCUUUGAAUUUCUCACAAGUAUUAAUUGUGGGAUUAAUUAUGACAUUUGGCUUUUGUGUAUGUGUUUUUCAUAAGCACCAAACAUCAGUAUGUAUCUUCAGAUGGUCACAUCUAAGUCCAAUAUAGCAAUUUUUAAAAAAAAUAAUCAGAAGGACCAGGCUAUCAUCUGUUAGAUAUAUUCUGCUUACAUCAAGGCAACUCUAUAACUCCCUCCCUUGAAAACUAGGUCAUGUCUUUGGCCAGUUUCUGUUUUUAAUUGAUUUCAUCUUUGAUUUUGAAAAUGUGUUAUCUAUUAUUGGCAAAAUAAAGAACUAUACAAAACUGGGCCUCUCAAAUUGUUCAAACUAUUAUGGUUUAUAUUUAUCAGCAGUUCAGUUUGUGACUUUGUGUUUGAAGGUUUGGAAAUAUUAAUUUUUAAAGUAUAUAGGUAUAAUCACAAGUGCAGUUUCAGAUAAACAAUAUAUUACACAACUUGCCUUCUAAAACCAAAACUUUUAUAGUACAAUUUUUUAUAGUGACACAACUUUUACUGGAUUGAUUUCCAGGCCUCAGUCACAAAUAAAAUAUAGAUCUUUGCAAGGGUGGGAUUCAAACAUUUUAGCAACCAGUUCUCUACCCGGUUGCUGGGUGGGCAUAGCUAUGGUGGGUGUGACCAACUCAGCCUCCUGCACCACGGCAGUGGGGGCGUUUUCACCUUUCCUCGAGCCUCCAGGAAGGCGAAAACGGCCUCUCCCGGGCUCUGAAGGCCCUCCUGAACCCAGAAACGGGCCCAUUUCUGAACUUCUGGGAGGCCCAUUUUUUGCCCUCCCCAGGCUCCAGAGACUUGCCUCAAGCUCCGGGAGGGUGAAAAUGGCCUCCCCUGGAGCCCGGAAAUGGGCCCGUUUCCAGACUUCCAGAACUUCCGGGAGGGCCGUUUUUCACCCUCCCAGAGCCUCUGCGCAGACCCUGCACUUGCCUGGCAUCCAAAAUGAGCCGUGUGGAGACUCCUGGGAGGGGAGGGACAGGGUGUGCGGGGCCAGCCAGUCCUUGCAACUACCGGUUCGGCGAACCAGAUGUAAAAUUAGCAUCCGUUUCGCCCGAACCAGUCCGAACCAGCUGAAUCUCACCCCGGAUCUUUGUUGUCUGCUUUUGACCUCUUUGGUAUGUACAUUCCUAGAAGAGCUAGAAGAGUUUAGCUAUAAUAUAUACAUUAGAGACUUGGGCAAAGUUUUUCUAAGUCAACAUCAAUUUGAGUUCUGUGAUCUCAUUGUCUGACAUGAUAUAGAUAUUUACAGUUUUACUAGAAUUACCCAAAACGGUUAUAAAACAGACUGAUUUUGAUUGACAUUUUUUUUUAUGGAUUUGAUUUUUAGAAUUAUAUUUUUACAAGUCUUUGGUCGAAGCUAUGCCAGUAUUUUAAAAAAGGUCUUGCUAUAGGUUUCAUCCUCAAUAAAAGUUCUGGUGUUUUCAUGUU
Molecule: messenger RNA, 3316 nt
Organism: Pantherophis guttatus
Lineage: Eukaryota; Metazoa; Chordata; Lepidosauria; Squamata; Colubridae
Gene: PRKN
Product: parkin RBR E3 ubiquitin protein ligase
Biological process (GO): protein ubiquitination; ubiquitin-dependent protein catabolic process
Cellular component (GO): cytosol; mitochondrion
Molecular function (GO): ubiquitin-protein transferase activity; polyubiquitin modification-dependent protein binding; zinc ion binding
Source: RefSeq, a predicted model, not a curated record